GAGAUCAUCCACAAGCUAAAGGCUACAAUAAUAUCUCUCUCUCUCUCUCUCUCUCUCUCUCCCUUUCUCUCUCUCAGAAGACAUUGAGAAGUAUCUCAGAUCCAAAUCAAUUACACACUUCUGAGAUCCAAUCAGAAACAAUGUCUUCGACUUUCAGCGGCGACGAAACUGCUCCCUUCUUCGGCUUCCUCGGCGCUGCUGCUGCCUUAGUCUUCUCCUGUAUGGGAGCAGCUUAUGGUACAGCGAAGAGUGGGGUAGGGGUGGCGUCAAUGGGUGUGAUGAGGCCGGAGUUGGUGAUGAAGUCAAUUGUGCCGGUUGUUAUGGCUGGUGUUUUGGGUAUUUAUGGAUUGAUUAUAGCUGUGAUUAUUAGUACAGGGAUUAACCCGAAAACCAAGUCUUACUAUCUUUUUGAUGGAUAUGCUCACCUUUCUUCUGGUCUUGCUUGUGGUCUUGCUGGCCUUUCUGCUGGUAUGGCCAUUGGAAUCGUUGGUGACGCUGGUGUUAGAGCCAAUGCACAACAGCCAAAGCUUUUUGUCGGGAUGAUUUUGAUUCUUAUUUUUGCUGAAGCCCUGGCUUUGUAUGGCCUUAUUGUUGGAAUCAUCCUCUCUUCUCGUGCUGGUCAGUCUAGAGCAGAGUAGAAGAAGAGAAUGUUGUGCACCAUUACUGUGAAUUAUCUUUGUGUUUUUCAUGGAUAAGCUAGUCUGGCUGUUGAAUUAAAUUUCCUUUUAUCUCUGGGUUGCAAGAUUCUGUACUUGAUUGCUUGGUUAGAAGAAUUGGUUCAUAUGUGCGGUUCUGCUAUAGAUUAGAUCUCUAAAUAAAGAAGUCGGUUAAUCUGAUGCCCCAACUUUCAAGGACAACGGGUUUUUGUGAAAUGCCACUGUAUCAUUUUUUCUCAACUUGAAUUCAAGUUUUUAUUAUUCUGUACCCAGUUUUAUCU
Nicotiana tabacum (common tobacco) is the source of this 937-nucleotide messenger RNA. RefSeq names its product V-type proton ATPase 16 kDa proteolipid subunit. Lineage: Eukaryota; Viridiplantae; Streptophyta; Magnoliopsida; Solanales; Solanaceae. Gene Ontology annotation, biological process: proton transmembrane transport. Gene Ontology annotation, molecular function: proton-transporting ATPase activity, rotational mechanism. The record is from RefSeq and is a predicted model, not a curated record. Gene Ontology annotation, cellular component: proton-transporting V-type ATPase, V0 domain.